This is a messenger RNA of Benincasa hispida (wax gourd), 2834 nucleotides long. RefSeq names its product alpha-mannosidase 3 (gene MNS3). NCBI's taxonomy places the organism in Eukaryota, Viridiplantae, Streptophyta, Magnoliopsida, Cucurbitales, Cucurbitaceae. Gene Ontology annotation, molecular function: calcium ion binding; mannosyl-oligosaccharide 1,2-alpha-mannosidase activity. Gene Ontology annotation, cellular component: endoplasmic reticulum; membrane; trans-Golgi network. The record is from RefSeq and is a predicted model, not a curated record. Gene Ontology annotation, biological process: carbohydrate metabolic process; mannose trimming involved in glycoprotein ERAD pathway.
GGCACUCCGUGCGUGUGAUUUUGUUUCCGGUUAAUGUUUGGAUGAAUUGGUAGCUUUCUACUUACAUUCUAGCGACGAGUAUUUCUUAAUUCUCAUUCAUUCCUUGAACUUUGAUUGUGCCUGGAACAACUUUAGAUUCUCUCGGUGUAAUUGAGUUACGAAUUCCAUUUACUUUAUUUAGGACUGUGAAGUUGGUUCUGGAAUGGAGCUGGCGUGGGGGAGGGGUAGAAACUCGAUGGAAUCGAUCGCCUGGAUUUGUUUGAAUAGUCAUUUUCGUCGGAAAUGCGUGUUUAAUUAGUGAAAAUUAUUAUAGAAAAGAAAGAUUGAGGAUAUUUGUGUUUUGCGAAAUAAUCGGGAGCUAUGUUGUUAGGUCCUUUGUGAUUGAUGUGAAAUUAUACAACGUUGUUCAUAAACGUACAAUCUGCAAUUGGUGGUUAUCUUCUGCUGUAAAUUUCAGACUUGCCAAUACUUUUGGAUGACUGCCCAAACAAUAUGGAAAAUACAGAGAAGAUAAAUUUUCAAGGAAGAAUAGGUUUACAGAAGAAUUUUGUGAUGACUCAGAAUUUACUCACUGGUAGCAGAAAACGUGAUUAUCUAAGUUGUAGCACAGGGAAGUUUCUUGUAUUACUUUUGAUCUUCGGCUUGGCAUAUCUUUUGUUGACUAGUACUACUCCCGUCCAUGGUCCCAAUCGAGUGGCCAAAGUUGGUGAGAAUAAUGAGAAAGGAGAGUUUAAGAAUAAUGGUGGCAUUAACUUCAGGAACUUAUGGAGAAGAGCUCCUAGGCUUCCUCCUCGAUUACCACCAGAUGAAAAAGGUAGCAAUACUAGCUACCAUUUCGAUCCAAACACAUUAAUCUCUGAGUCGUUAUGGAUUUCAAGGCAACAGAAAGUUAAGGAUGCUUUUAUCCAUGCAUGGUCCGGCUAUAAAAGGUAUGCAAUGGGGUAUGACGAACUUAUGCCACUGAGUCAGCAUGGAACUGAUGGUUUAGGAGGUUUAGGUGCUACGGUUGUGGAUGCCCUUGACACUGCCAUGAUAAUGGGCGCUAGUGAUAUUGUCUCUGAGGCAGGCUCAUGGGUUGAAAAACAUCUUUUGGAUAGAAUUAAGGAAAAAGGUCAAGUCAAUUUAUUUGAGACUACCAUACGUGUUUUAGGUGGUCUCUUAAGUGCAUAUCACUUGAGAGCUGGAGAAUAUGGGAAGAGGUUUGAAAAUGAAGGACCUAAGCCAGCUGUUUAUCUAGAAAUUGCAAAGAACUUGGCUGAUCGUUUGCUAAGUGCUUUUACCUCCAGUCCAACUGCUAUUCCUCUCUGUGAUGUUGUUUUAAAAGAUUCCUCGGCUCAUGCAGCUCCUGGUGGAUCAAGUAGCACAUCCGAAGUAUCUACUUUACAGCUGGAAUUUAAUUAUCUCAGUACUGUUUCAGGUGACCCAAAGUAUUCAAUUGCUGCUAUGAAGGUCUUGGAACACAUGAAGAGCCUUCCGAAAGUGGAAGGUUUGGUUCCCAUCUAUAUUAGCCCUCAAACUGGCCAGUUUAGCGGAGAAACCAUAAGACUGGGAUCUCGUGGUGAUAGCUACUAUGAGUAUCUACUCAAAGUGUGGCUUCAGAAGCGAAGGAGAGAAAAUAAUAAUUUCACUUAUCUACAUGAUAUGUAUGAAGAAGCCAUGAAAGGUGUUAAACAUCUUCUUGUUCGAAAGUCCGUCCCAAAUGGGUUGGUUUUUGUUGGAGAAUUGCCAUAUGGAUCAGAUUCUUCUAUUAGUCCGAAAAUGGACCACCUGGUAUGUUUCUUAUCAGGUACCCUUGCUCUUGGUGCAACCAAGGGCAUCACCAAGGAAGAAGCAAUGAGUAAAAGCUUAUUGAGCUUUGAUGAUCUGGAAAAUCUGAAUCUAGCAGAGGAUCUUGCAAAAACUUGCUAUGAGAUGUAUGAAGUAACCUCUACCGGUCUUGCCCCAGAAAUAGUUUAUUUUCAUACUGAGGAAUAUUCUGAACAAGGCCUUGAUGGUGGAAAUAAAAAUUCGAAAUACAUCGGCGACAUAAUAAUCAAGCCACUGGAUCGUCAUAAUCUGAUGCGGCCCGAAACAGUCGAGUCAUUGUUCGUCCUGUAUCGUAUCACAGGCAAUCCAAAGUACCGAGCAUGGGGGUGGGAGAUUUUUGAAGCAUUCGAGAGGCACACAAAGGUUAGUAGUGGUGGAUAUACAUCACUAGAUGAUGUUACUACAGUUCCUCCCCGGAGAAGGGACAAAAUGGAGACAUUCUUUCUGGGGGAGACACUCAAGUAUUUGUACUUGCUAUUUGGGGACAGUUCCACGAUUCCGUUGGAUAAAUAUGUGUUCAAUACAGAAGCACAUCCGCUACCAAUUGAAGGCAAUAUUCAGAUUAAAUGAUACCAAAAUUGUGUUCGGCGGAAAGGUUGCCAACUAAUCGUACAACAUCGUAGCUCACGGAAGCCUGUCAUGGUAAAAUGGAAGAGAAGGUUUAACUUGCCAAUUCACAUGAGAAGCAUUAACAGGUUUCUCGAUAAUUUAGCCUUUUAGUUGAAUUAUAAUUUUUUUUUUCAAAUACAGGUUUUUGUUUUUCUAGUCUCUGCAUCAUAGUAUAGCUUAAACAAACAUUUUGGACCAUCAUUAAAUUUGUGCACAUGUAGCCAUUUUUCCAGUUUUCUCAUAUAAUUAAUUGCUUUGAAAUACUAAGUUGAAUAUGAGUUGGAACUUGUACUGCGGUAGAUGAUUGUUUCCAUUUGGUUACACUGAACAGCUUCAAUGUCUGUAUUCAUCGGUGGUCCUAUCUGAUAACCAGAGAAUAAAUUGAAUUUAUAUUUUAUGAAGGAACAAUACUAUAAUAA